This is a messenger RNA of Chlamydomonas reinhardtii, 2085 nucleotides long. RefSeq lists its product as uncharacterized. The transcript is spliced from 2 exons. NCBI's taxonomy places the organism in Eukaryota, Viridiplantae, Chlorophyta, Chlorophyceae, Chlamydomonadales, Chlamydomonadaceae. Bases 125 to 406 code for a protein of 93 amino acids. The record is from RefSeq and is a predicted model, not a curated record.
GCAUGGCCUGCUUGUUGGCGACUUGCGUCAGUUGCCACAGCCACGGCACGUGCCGCUAUAUAGCGGUGCUGCGGAAGAGAGCUUGCGGCAGCUGCUGGCGCCGGGCGCGGGGGACGGCGGGGCCAUGGAGCGCCAGAUCCGGCAGCUGGAGCAUCCGGAGGGCAGCAUGAACCUCAUGGGGCGGGAGCUGUGGAAUAUGGUGCCGUUCGCGUUCGUUCUCACUCACCAGCAUCGGCAGCAAGCAGGCGUAGGUGACAACAACGAACCUCUCUUCAUGCUAGCGGAGAAGUUUGGUGGCGUGCAGGAAAUCUCUCAGGCAGAUCUGGAUACAGCGUGCCAGCAGCUCAACGCGCCUCGUGCAGCUGCAUGCGCUCGCGCAGCGUCAGCAGCUGCUGCUAUGGCGUAGCGCGGACUUGUCGCCGGACGGGAGCAGCUUACCUAUUUCGCAUGUGCAUCAAUUAGAGGCGCUUGGCGGGGCCGAGGAUGAUAGCGGUGUGCCCGCUGUGUGCGCAUUCUUUGCUGGCAUUCGUUACGUGUUUACAUCAAAUGAGCAUGUGCGUCUGUAUCACAUCAACAACAACAGUGCCACAGGCACCGGCAUUGUUCUGCAUCCCAACGAGUCACCAUUGCCAGAUGCAAGCAUUGCCCCCGUGCAUGUCCUCAAGUUCGUGCCCUCGGCUGUAAUGGUGCGCCCCGACGGGCCUGAUGCGGGUCGGGUGUCUGUCGAUCAGGCCCUGGAUGUCGGGGAGAUUCCUGUUUUACCGUGCAGUGCUAUGUUCACAUCGCAGCAUGCAACCCUGCGGUUGCCUGUGAUGCGCUGGGGCUUUCGUGUGGAGCUUGCGUAUGCAGUCACCGAUUACUUUGCGCAGGGGCAAACUCUGCCAGCGCACGAACUGUGGCUGGUGGAUAUGUGCAAACCGCAGCACGGCAGUUGGCGGCGGGCUUCAAUUUACGUAAUGCUCACCAGGUUUCGUGGGUUGCAUGCCUUACAUUUAGUGCGUCCGCUGUGGGCCUCGCGGGCCGAAGAGCGCCGGCUUAAAAAGGCGCUGCGUACCAUGCUAACGCCCGAGGCAGAUCUAGCCGCGGAAUGGCAGCGGCUAUUGAGGCUCUCGCAGAGCACAGCAGUAGCAGUGCCAGGUAUGAUUGUGCGCAUUCAGGCCAGCAUGGCUGCCUCAUAACCAAGGCUUUCAAUGCAUGCAGUAGUGUUUUUAACAUGCGCGAGGUGUACUGACAGAUGACCUGGAAGCGUGGAGUACCUUGUGGGUGGUGAGUGCUGACUGCAAUUUACAGCAGUGACUUUCUUGUUGGUGUUUGGUGUGGUGACCAUCAUGCUUGGCUUCGCUGGCUGGACGUAUGUCACUGAGCUACGUUCGGGUUUAGUUUCUACCUGUCCUGUCUCUGCGUGAAGCCGGGGUAUUGUUUAUCUGCUUGCUUGUCGUGCGUUGGAUUGUUGUGUGUUUACAACAGGUUGAUGUGUGGCGUGGUUAAUCCCUUGCACUUUGAGGAGGUUAUUGUUAGCCAGCUGGUGUUCGCACAGGAGGUUGGUGGUCGAUGAACAGUCGACCGACAGAUGGAUCGCGGGAUUUGUUUUUGGCAUUUACCGCUUGGAUUCUAUUCGCAACGUAGCUCGGAAUACACGCUUAAUAUGCAUAGUUAGAAGACUUCGGGGACGCAAAUCGCUCGGAAAUGGAGGAGGGUCUCAAUAUGCUCGGCUCGCGAUGUCGCGCUCUUGAGCUUGUAUUAUGCACUGUGCGCAAUGCGCGUUCAGCAUGCAUAUUCUUACGAACAACUAGGGACUUGAGUGACGCGGUGUGAAAAUCAGUCGGGGUCUCGACAUGCUUGGCUCGCCAUUUCGCGCUCCCGAGCUCGUUGUGUGUGUUCCGAACAAUGCACGCUCAGAAUUACAUGUUCAAUAUGUCCGUCGCGAUGUUCGAGCUUGAAAACCGACAAGCAUGGUGUAUAGAUACACCUGGUAGCCUGAAUUCCUGUGUUUUUGGUGUAUUUUGUUGAUGUUGCAUCACGCCGUGCCUUGUCACAUUCAUGUUUUUUGUACCGGCGUGGCCUUGUUUGUAAAUUUCGCGGCGC